Knipowitschia caucasica is the source of this 3696-nucleotide messenger RNA. NCBI's taxonomy places the organism in Eukaryota, Metazoa, Chordata, Actinopteri, Gobiiformes, Gobiidae. The record is from the annotation of a GenBank genome assembly.
AUGGGAUACCUAAAGCUCAUUGAGAUCGAGAACUUCAAAUCAUACAAGGGUCGGCAGAUCAUAGGACCUUUUCACAAGUUCACAGCAAUCAUCGGACCCAAUGGCUCUGGAAAGUCCAAUCUUAUGGAUGCAAUCAGCUUUGUUUUAGCGGAGAAAACCAGUAACUUGCGAGUGAAAACACUUAAGGAUCUGAUCCAUGGAGCGCCUGUUGGAAAACCAGCUGCCAACAGAGCUUUUGUCAGUAUGGUGUAUCAGGAAGAUAACGGAGAGGAGCGCACCUUUACACGAGGCAUCAUUGGAUCUUCUUCCGAGUAUCGCAUCAACAGCAAAGUAGUUGGCCUCCCUGAAUACAGCGAAGAGUUGGAAAAACUUGGGAUUCUGAUCAAAGCAAGAAAUUUCCUCGUCUUUCAGGGAGCAGUGGAAUCUAUUGCGAUGAAAAAUCCUAAGGAGCGAACAGCAUUGUUUGAGGAGAUCUCUCGCUCUGGAGAACUGGCACAAGAAUAUGACCGCAGAAAGAAGGAAAUGGUGAAAGCCGAAGAAGAUACUCAAUUUAAUUACCAUAGAAAGAAAAACAUUGCUGCUGAGCGCAAAGAGGCCAAACAAGAGAAAGAGGAGGCUGAACGUUACCAACGUCUGAAAGAUGAAGUUGCCAGGGCCAGUGUUCAACUGCAGCUUUUUAAGUUGUACCACAAUGAGACAGAGAUUGAGAAACUCAACAAAGAACUUGGUCAGCGCAACAAGGAGAUUGAUAAGGACCGUAAAAGAAUGGACCAUGUAGAGGAGGAGCUGAAGGAGAAGAAGAAGGAACUGGGCAGGCUGAUGAGGGAGCAGCAGACUAUUGAAAAGGAAAUCAAGGAGAAAGACUCAGAGUUGAACCAAAAAAGGCCACAAUACAUUAAGGCUAAGGAAAACACGUCGCACAAAAUUAAGAAACUUGAAGCCGCACGGAAAUCACUCCAGAAUGCCCAGAAGAUGUACAAAAAGCGUAAAGGAGAUAUGGACGAGCUGGACAAAGAGAUGAAAGCAGUCGAGCUGGCAAAGCAAGACUUUGAGGAGCGGAUGGAGGAGGAGGCUCAAAGCCAGGGUCAAGACUUAACACUAGAGGAAAACCAGGUUAAACAAUACCAUCGUCUGAAAGAGGAGGCGAGUAAACGUGCUGCUACUUUGGCUCAAGAAUUGGAAAAAUUUAACCGAGACCAAAAGGCAGACCAGGAUCGCCUUGAUUUAGAAGAGAGGAAAAAAGUGGAAACAGAGGCCAAAAUCAAGCAAAAGAUUCGUGAAAUUGAGGAAAAUCAAAAACGUAUUGAAAAACUGGAAGACUAUAUUACCACCAGCAGGCAGUCUCUUGAUGAGCAGAAGCGUAUGGAGGAGGAGCUGACUGAAGAGGUGGAAUCAGCCAAGAGGAGGAUUGAUGAGAUCAACAUGGAGCUAAACCAGGUAAUGGAGCAGCUAGGAGAUGCCAGGAUCGACAGGCAGGAGAACAGCAGACAGCAGCGCAAGGCUGAGAUCAUGGAGAGCAUUAAAAGACUCUACCCUGGUUCUGUGUAUGGACGUCUCAUUGACUUGUGUCAACCAACUCAGAAGAAAUAUCAAAUUGCUGUGACCAAAGUGUUGGGAAAAAACAUGGAUGCCAUCAUUGUUGACUCUGAGAAAACUGGCAGAGACUGUAUUCAGUACAUCAAAGAGCAGCGAGGGGAGCCCGAGACCUUCCUCCCACUUGACUAUCUAGAGGUUAAGCCAACUGACGAGAAACUGAGAGAACUACGUGGAGCUAAGCUGGUGAUUGAUGUUAUUCGCUAUGAGCCCCCUCAUAUUAAGAAGGCCCUGCAGUACGCCUGUGGCAACGCUCUGGUCUGUGACAAUGUUGAAGACGCUCGAAGAAUCGCUUUUGGAGGACCCUACAGACACAAGACUGUAGCUCUGGAUGGCACUCUCUUCCAAAAGUCGGGUGUCAUCUCGGGAGGAGCCAGCGACCUCAAGGCAAAGGCUCGGCGCUGGGACGAGAAAGCAGUUGACAAGUUAAAAGAGAAGAAGGAAAAAUUGACAGAGGAGCUCAAGGAGCAAAUGAAAGCCAAAAGGAAAGAAGCAGAGUUGCGUCAGGUUCAGUCUCAGGCUCAUGGUUUACAAAUGAGGCUCAAGUAUUCUCAGAGCGACCUGGAGCAGACUAAGACACGCCAUCUAUCCCUCAACAUGCAGGAAAAAUCAAAGCUUGAAAGUGAACUGGCCAAUUUUGGUCCUCGCAUCAACGAUAUUAAGCGGAUCAUCCAAUCACGUGAAAAAGAAAUCACUGAUUUAAGGGAUCGGAUGAAUCUGGUGGAAGAUGAGGUGUUUGUGGAGUUCUGUAAGGAGAUUGGAGUGAGAAACAUAAGGGAGUUUGAAGAGGAAAAGGUCAAAAGACAAAAUGAAAUUGCAAAGAAGCGCCUUGAGUUUGAGACUCAGAAGACUCGUUUGGGGAUUCAGGUGGACUACGAGAAGAACCAGUUGAAAGAAGACCAGGAGAAGGUGAUGAUGUGGGAGCAAACUGUCAAAAAGGAUGAGAAUGAAAUUGAACGUCUAAAAAAGGAGGAGCAUAGGCACAUGAAAAUCAUUGAUGAAACCAUGGCCCAGCUCCAGGACCUGAAAAACCAACAUCUCACAAAGAAAUCGGAAGUUAAUGAUAAAAACCAUGACAUGGAGGAGAUUCGCAAAAAACUGGGUGGAGCCAACAAAGAGUUGACACAACUCCAAAAAGAGGUAACAGCUAUUGAAACAAAACUGGAGCAGAAGCGCAGCGACCGACACAACUUGUUACAAGCCUGUAAGAUGCAGGACAUCAGGCUGCCUCUUCGAUCUGGAACAAUGGAUGAUAUCAGUCAGGGAGAGGGCAGUUCUCAGAAUGAGGAGUCCAGCAGUCAGAGGACUUCCAGCAGUCUUUCAGCUAAAGAGGCCAUGAUUGAAAUUGACUACAGCCACCUGUCUGAAGACCUCAAGGAUGCUCUGUCAGAGGAAGAAAUCAAAGGGGAGACAAACACGCUUCAGCAGCGUUUGAAUGAGCAGCAAAGCAUUCUUCAGAGGAUCAGUGCUCCCAACAUGAAGGCCAUGGAGAAACUGGAGAGUGUGAGAGACAAGUUUCAAGAAACCAGUGACGAGUUUGAGGCAGCUCGUAAGAGAGCCAAGAAAGCCAAACAAGCUUUUGAACAGAUUAAAAAGGAGCGGUUUGAUCGUUUCAAUACUUGUUUUGAAUCUGUGGCUACAAAUAUUGAUGAGAUCUACAAGUCUCUGUCACGAAACAGCAGUGCCCAGGCUUUCCUUGGCCCAGAGAAUCCUGAAGAGCCAUAUUUAGAUGGCAUCAAUUAUAACUGUGUAGCUCCAGGAAAGCGAUUCAGGCCGAUGGAUAACCUGUCUGGAGGAGAGAAGACUGUUGCUGCUCUGGCCCUGCUGUUUGCCAUUCACAGCUACAAACCUGCACCAUUCUUUGUUCUGGAUGAGAUUGAUGCCGCCUUAGACAACACAAAUAUUGGAAAGGUAGCCAAUUACAUCAAAGACCAGUCUGUACAAAACACCCAAGCAAUUGUCAUUUCUUUGAAAGAAGAAUUUUACACGAAGGCCGAUUCACUGAUUGGAGUUUACCCCGAGCAAGGAGACUGUGUCAUCAGUAAAGUGCUGACGUUUGACCUUUCCCAGUAUCCGGACGCCAAUCCAAAUCCAAAUGAAUAG